AUGGCAACAUUUGCCGAGUUACCUACUGAGCUUCGACUCAAGAUAUGGUCCUGCGCCGUGGAACCCCGGGUUGUCAUCUUGGACGACCUGGUUCACCAAAAGCAGGCAUAUCCAUUGCCCUCGGUCACGCAGUUGAAUGCGGAGGCCCGCGCAGAGACUCGACAAGGCUAUGAAUCAGUCGGGCGCGGGUCAUGGUUUCACUUUUCACGAGAUAUAUUGGUUUGUGACGCCAAUAUUUCGGACCAGAGUCCGAAUAUGCCACUGGAGGAGUUGGCGCUGCGCGUGCAACGGCUCGCGUUCUGGGACUGCUUUCCCGACGAUGGCCGCAUAGACGGCCCGUGCCAUUACUCGGAGUAUCUCGCACGAUGCUACCCUGGCGGACACGACGGCAAAAUCGAGUUUGACAAGUUUUGGUUUCCAAACUUGCGAGAUCUUUGGAUCAUAAAGAUCGGCGAGGUGGAUCGGUCUUGGAUGGUAGGGGUCGACAAGGACGUGCCGUGCGAAGUUCGUCUUCGAAAAACGGCACGACAGUUCCGAUACUGGGUCGACGAGAACAUCAUUGAGAUUGCUCCAUUAGACCUGAACGAACCAGAGACCAAGCUCAUCCUGCGAGAAGGGAGGUGCGGCAAAACGGACUGUCAAAUGCUGAACCACGGCCGGCAGAGGAUGGUGUCCAAGAUUGUCUUUGUUGAUGGCAAGUACAAUGCCAACAGGAAAGACAACAAAGCAGGCAAAUGGAAACAGAUUUGGCCUUGGUCGACCAUUAUCGAGCAAGGGAGCACGGAAAGCGACACAUCUGCCAACCGAAUGAGAUGGAUCAUGGUUGAGCGUAUUCUGACAUUUUCACUGCGAUGGGACGGUUCUGAAGACCUGGGUGAACCAUCAUCUGACCACCGACGAGUACGUCACGGGCAGGGAGCGAUAAAACUUGUAUAA
Molecule: messenger RNA, 936 nt
Organism: Metarhizium brunneum ARSEF 3297
Lineage: Eukaryota; Fungi; Ascomycota; Sordariomycetes; Hypocreales; Clavicipitaceae
Source: RefSeq, a predicted model, not a curated record